Biomphalaria glabrata is the source of this 2393-nucleotide messenger RNA. Its product is annotated as A disintegrin and metalloproteinase with thrombospondin motifs 7-like. The record is from RefSeq and is a predicted model, not a curated record. Gene Ontology annotation, molecular function: metallopeptidase activity. Bases 828 to 2015 code for a protein of 395 amino acids. NCBI's taxonomy places the organism in Eukaryota, Metazoa, Mollusca, Gastropoda, Planorbidae. The transcript has 14 exons.
UUUCUUUUCAUUAGGUUCUUCACUCUCAGUGGUUAGCAGAAAAGGUACUGCAGCCCUGGAUAAGUCGAGAUGGUAUUAUUCUAUCAGCCCACUGUUCUUGUACAGUUGGACUUGGAGAGUCCUGCACUCAUGUGGCAGCCACUUUAUUUAUGCUGGAAGCCAACACCAGACUAAAAGAGAUUAUGCUUCAAUAUGAGGCGAGUGAAGUCACUGGAGAUCAAAUGCCUGACCAGGUCAAUGUAACUUUUAGCACAGAAACAAAAUCUCUAACCAAACUUAAUCUCAGACGCUCGCGGCAUUUUGACCUCGAUAUUCCUUUGUAUACUUUGGACACCGACCAGGAAGGAAUUUUCCAUAGGCAUAAAGUGAAAACCAGACCCAAAAAGACGGUCGCUUCUUCAAGUUUUAUAGACAGGGACGCUAGUUACGAUGAGAUGAAUGCGGACACAGCGAUAGAUAAUCUACAAGCAUUUAACAUAGGCUCUGGGAGUAGCAUCGUUGGCAUUUAUGAUCACGUGAUGCUGUUAACAGGUUAUGACCUCUUUACAUUGGACAGUAACAAUGAUAAACAAAAUACCUUAGGGAUUGCUUUUGGUGAAACAAUGUGCCGAACAAACGGGAAGAGCUCUUCUGUAAUAGAAGAUCGCCAAGAAGAUCGCUAUUCUAUCUCUACUUCUCAAACGGUAGCACAUGAACUGGCACAUGGGCCUUGCAUCUAAGAAAGUUGCAGAAGAAAGUAUGGAAAAGGCUGCAAGGGAAGUGAAAGAAAAGGUUGGAAUCAGCAACGAAGAAGGCAUCACUGACUGCGGUGUGAGCGUUGAUGGGACAUGGCAGCGUCGAGGGCACUCGAGCCAUCAUGGCGUUGUUACAGCCAUAUCAAUAGAAACAGCCUCUCAGCACGUCACGACGGAGAAAACAAUCUCUGCAACGCUUCAGAGAGAUACAUUAUGGGUUCUCCUGAUGCGGAAAAAAAGCCUGGGACAGAGUAUAAUCCAUGGCUGUUCUCUCCCUGCAGUGUCAAUUACUUUACCAGCUUUUUGAAGAAAAAAUUGAGCUCCAGUCGAGGUUACACUUGUCUUGUCUACGCUGUCGAAGCAUCAGCAGAUAUUCCAGAUGUAUCUGAUAAAAUAUUGGGUCAGGUGAUCAAACCUGAUCAACAGUGUCAACAGUUUUUUGGAAAUGAUUCCUUCUUUUGCAGGGCUUCCGAAUCUAGACGCUCUAUCACUGAAAUCUGCCAAGCAAUGUUAUGUGCAGAUGUUUUAAGAGGGUUAUGUAUCCCGCAGAUAGCACUCAUUGGAACAUCUUGUGGCAAUGGAAAGGUCUGCAUAAAUGGACAAUGUGUCAGCGACCCAUACGCUCCUCAACUUGAUGAAAACUGUGCAUUUGGAGACAGACCGAGCUAUUCUUGCAGUUUGUUUAUCAAUGACUUUAUGGGCAACUGUUACUCUACUCUUGGCUAUCGAGCAUGUUGUGACACGUGUAACAAUGCGUCUAGGCCAGUGAAAGAUUGUGAACAAGGAGAUCAAGACUUGAGACCAGAACUGUGCACUAACAUUAGCGUCUGCCUGAUACAGCAGGCACAGUGCUGUCACUACUGCUCGUCAUAUUACACGUCUGCAACUACAAGUACCACGACAACGAGACCAUUGAUACCAUCCACUUCACCCAAAACUAAAUGUGAACCAGGAGAUCUAGACUUGAGGCCAGAACUGUGCACUAACACUAGUGUCUGCCAGACAAAGUCAUCACUAUGCUGUAACUUUUGCUCGUUACAUUACAAGUCUGCAAAUACAAGUACCACACAAUUAACGUCCCCCAACGAGUGUGUACUAGGAGAACCAGAUUUAAGUCCACAGCUGUGUACUAGCCGUAGUAUCUGCCAGACACAGCCAUUGAUGUGCUGUAAAUAUUGUUCUUCCCAAGACAAUUCUGCAAGCCAUCUCUCUUUAUACACUAUUUGGAUAUAUUGUUUUUGUAUUGUGUUCUUUCUUUAUAUUAAAACAAAUGUCUAUUAAGUAGAUAAAGUAUAAAUGUCUAUUAGGUAGCUAAAGUACAAGACUCUUAGGUAGAUAAAGUACUUACCCUUGUUCGGAAUUUUUUAAAAGUUUUUGUCUAUUUCUUAUCUUUAUACCAUUUUAAGCAUUGUUUACACAAGGAAAUCAAUUAUAAUGAAGCAAUCUAUCAAUCAUAACGAAGCAAUCGUUGGUGUACUGUGCAUGAAAUAAUAGACCUCUAAAACAUGUAACCAGGGCCGGCCUUAGAUAAUGAGCCUCCUUGUCCUUAUCAUUAUGAGGAACAUUUUGUACAUCCUCUUAUAAUUCUGGAUCUAGAGAUAAAGUAUGUUGCUUGUUUUUAUUUCUUUUAUUAAACAGUUUCAAGUUCUUUAUAUAAUG